AUGGUAGACUUCACUGAAAGCUUCACUGAACCCGUGACAAAUCCCACUCAACCGCUGACAAAUUUCACUCAAUCCGUCACGAAGUUCACUCAGUCCAUUCCAAACGUCACUCAGCCCAUACCCAAGUUCACUAAAAGUAUGACAAACUUCACUAAACGUAUGACAACAUUCUCUCAAAGCUUGACAAACGUCACUCAACGCAUCACAAACUUAGCUCAGCGUGUGCCAAACUUCACCAUUGUGACCGCUUUUUUUAACUUGGGAUCAUUUCGGAAAGGUUUCUGGACAACGUUUACCCCAGAGUUGUACCAAGGAUGGGCGAGCGUGUUCGGCAGAAUGCAGAACAACCUGGUCGUCUACACAGACGACUUGACUUUUAAACAGAUUAUAGAGGACAGCCGACUCGAGCUUAAGGCACAAACAUCUGUUGUUUUUAUACAAAAUCGUUCGUCCUUGUGGGCUUUUCAACUUCGACCACAUAUACAGACGAUUUUCGCAGAUCCCAGUUAUCCCAAGCAUCAUCCGAACACAGUGUUGGCUGACUAUCCAUGCGCGCAGCAUGCCAAGUACGAGGUGGUCGCGCGCACUAUCCAGGACAGGGUGUUUCCCGCUGCACACUACGCAUGGCUGGAUGUUGGUUACUUCCGGGAUAUCGUGGACCAAAAAUUCAGUUUUUCUUUACAAGUGCCCGGGGAUUUUGAUGAUAACAAAAUAGCGUACACAAAAAUAGCCGAAGCUUCCCUAAGCGUUGAACCAGCGACGCUGAUUAAACAAAACUCUCUUUGGAUUGGUGGUGGUAUGUUCAUCGGAACACCCAAAACAUUGCUGACUUAUUUUGAACAAUACAAACGAGCUGUUCAUUUUUUCCUGAGUGAACAGCUUAUGAACAGUGACCAGCAGAUGGUGUAUGGGAUGUUCACAGACAAAGGCAGGCAAAUAAUCAAACCAACUAUAGAGCUUCAACUUUAUACGCCACAGGGACCGGGCAACCCUUGGUUCUAUUUAGGAUUCCAUUGCCUCCGGAAAUUAAACGAUCCUACUGUAUGA
Molecule: messenger RNA, 1047 nt
Organism: Liolophura sinensis
Lineage: Eukaryota; Metazoa; Mollusca; Polyplacophora; Chitonida; Chitonidae
Exons: 1
Coding region: 1-1047 (348 amino acids)
Source: RefSeq, a predicted model, not a curated record